GUCAAUUUCGUUCUUCUAGUAUUCGUUGCUGAAGCUUCUUUUUGGGCUUUCGUAUCAUAUGUUUGGUUUGUAUUGAAGAGUAUACAUCAACUCGAGCUUUUGUCCUCGUCGCGUUCAGUGACAACCCGCGUCGCCGAUUUUCCCGCUCGAAAUCGCAUAAAACUUGCGACCCUCCCUACCACACUGGAGGCCUCCACCUUAAGCUACCCAAGAACCAACACCAAGUCUUGAUCGUGACUAGAUCUAGAAAAUGUCGGACACCAAAGAAAGACCAGUGACCACUGAGUCGCAACGGAAUCCUCAUGCAUCAGCCAGCCGUUGGCGACACCAGGAGUCAUCUGCUUAUGCUGCGCAUGCUUCGCAGCUCACUGGCGAAGGUCCACCCCGAGACCCUCACCAAGAGAAUACCGACACGGGCGGCCUCGUAAACUUCCUCAACCAGUCGCGUAUCGAGCCGGAAGAUGAAAACCGCGAAACAGAAAAAUACAGGCCCAUCACUGCCGCCGCGGGCGAUGCUAAUGGGGCAAUUGUGGGCGACAAUGUAGGCCAAAGCCAUGCUGGGCAAGACCCUCCUGAUGGAAAGACGAUUGUUUGUGGCCCUCUCCUGAACUAUCGCCAUAUGAACGAGGGACGCUGGCAUGGUAGUGUGCUUGUUGUAGUGGAAGGUGGUGGUAAGAUUCCUCUACACCAGCCUUACUUGACGCUCAACCUGGCUGUCACUCUUCCAGACGGUGGUAACGCGACCAACGGAGCCCGCGAGGAGGUGCGUUCAGACGGACACUGCCUCUACUCCGACCCGCGCAACACCUUCUGGGCUUUCGACAUUAGUGUUCCAAUUCAGGACACCGAAUGUGGCUACGACUAUGCUCUACCCGAGAUGCGCUUCUCAAGCGAGCACAAGCCUCGGGUGAAUCGAUUCUUUGUUCCUGCCGCAACCGAGUCUUUUCGCAUCAUGUUCCACUCGUGUAACGGUUUCAGUGUCGGAACCGACGAGGAGGCUUGGAGUGGCCCAGCUCUGUGGAAUGAUGUUACACGAAAGCAUCGCGAAGUUCCCUAUCAUGUUAUGAUUGGCGGUGGUGAUCAGAUCUACAACGAUGGGAUCCGAGUUGACGGUCCUCUGCGCCAAUGGACCAGCAUCAGUAACCCCAAGAAGCGAAGACAUCACCCCUUCCCCGAGACACUACGGGCUGAAUGCGACGACUACUACCUCAAGAACUACAUCCGUUGGUACAACACUGAGCCAUUUUCUGGUGUCAACGGCCAGAUUCCCCAGAUCAAUAUUUGGGAUGACCACGACAUUAUUGACGGAUUCGGCUCAUAUGUCGACGAUUUCAUGCAAUGUGAUGUGUUUCGUGGUAUUGGUGGUACUGCCCAUAAAUAUUACAUGCUAUUCCAGCAUCAUUUGCCGCCGCCUCCAUCAACAUAUACUUCUGACCAUGCCGCCCUUGAAGAAAGCACUCAGGGACCUGACCCCAAUCAGCUUAUCGAUACCUAUGUAGCACCAAUGAUUGAAUCGCCUGAGUACAUUGUUGGUGACCAUCCUGGCCCAUAUGUUGCCGAACGCUCCUUUAACAUUUACACCCGCCUCGGAGCUCGCAUCGCUCUUAUUGGCAUCGACGCACGAGUAGAGCGCACGCGCCACCAAGUCAAUUAUCCUGAGACGUAUAAGAAGAUUUUCUCAAGACUGCGUUCGGAGCUCCAAGCGACGGCAGCGUCAGGGCAGCCAAUCAAGCAUGUGAUUCUGCUCCUCGGGAUCCCCAUCGCCUACCCGCGUUUGACAUGGCUUGAAAACAUCUUCCGCAGCCCAGUUAUGGGUCCCAUCAAGAUUCUCAACAAACGAUUUGGACUCGGAGGAAGUCUCUUUAACCAAUUCGACGGUAGCAUUGAUCUUCUGGAUGACCUGGAUGACCAUUACACUGCGAGAACGCACAAGAAGGAAAGACGGCAGCUCAUGGAGGAGCUUCAAAGGAUUUCUGCCGAGUAUAACGCCCGUGUGACAAUUCUUGGAGGCGACGUGCAUCUGGCUGCACUGGGGCGUUUCUACUCCAACCCUGACCUCAAGAUUCCCGUCGAGGAGGACCACCGGUACAUGGUUAACGUCAUUUCCUCAGCCAUUGUCAACAAGCCACCACCUCAGGCUGUUGCAAACCUUCUGGCCAGGAGGAACAAGAUUCAUCAUUUGAACGCCAAGACGGACGAGACUCUGCUGGAUCUGUUCAACAAGGACCCCGGCGAGUCCAACAAGACAGCCAACCACAACAACUGCACAAUGCCUAGCCGCAACUUUGCGACCAUCACCGAAAACUCGCCCAACAACCCUCACGUUCACAACGGCAAUGUAGAUGACAAUGGAACAGAGACCUCGGAGCAGAACUUCUUGGGGAAUGACGGCCACAAGGUUCUUCACAAGGGCGAAGUUCAGGCCGGAACAACACAUAGGGCGGCAUCACGAGAGACCCAUGGUCGAGCCAAUGAUGGAACACUCGAUGUGUGCAUCAACGUGGAAAUUGACCAGCACGACAAGGAGGGUCGAACAGAGAUGUACGGAUUGACUGUGCCAUUACUCAACUACCGACAAAGAGAUGAGCCAAGCACACCCAGGACGUCAGUCACGUCAGGAAGCCAGCAGUAGGACGAAUUGAAGGCUUCUUUGCGGAUGCACGACGACCAUGCCGUUAUUAAAUUUGAUACACAGAUCAGUACAACCAGGUGGAAAGUAAUGAAGGGGUGGACCCGACGUAUGUGGGGCCGGGCCGGCAACGGCUUGCAAAGGGCGAAGCGAAAAGGGCGAAAGUUACUUGAUGGAGUGAAGGAGAAGAGAGCCUGAGAAAGUAUAAGAGAUACCCAGCCAACCAGCGAGAGAGUGAAUGUUCCCAUGGGGGUUAGCUUUUUUGUUUAUACCCGUUGAAGGCAAUUGCCUGACAUCAAACACACGAUAUAGCGGUUGAAGGAUGCGAAGAGUUGGAGCCUGCAGGAUAUAACUACUUGGAAUGUCUGGCGGGUUGACGAGGUUAGUAUUGUAGUGUUGAUUGUUUCUAGUUUACGUUUAAUAAUCCAGUAUAUUC
Molecule: messenger RNA, 3065 nt
Organism: Fusarium graminearum PH-1
Lineage: Eukaryota; Fungi; Ascomycota; Sordariomycetes; Hypocreales; Nectriaceae
Exons: 5
Coding region: 251-2632 (793 amino acids)
Cellular component (GO): membrane
Source: RefSeq, a predicted model, not a curated record